Messenger RNA from Danio aesculapii, 1508 nucleotides. RefSeq names its product fibroblast growth factor 10a (gene fgf10a). NCBI's taxonomy places the organism in Eukaryota, Metazoa, Chordata, Actinopteri, Cypriniformes, Danionidae. Gene Ontology annotation, biological process: animal organ morphogenesis; positive regulation of epithelial cell migration; wound healing. The coding region runs from base 688 to 1293 and encodes 201 amino acids. Gene Ontology annotation, cellular component: cytoplasm. Gene Ontology annotation, molecular function: chemoattractant activity; type 2 fibroblast growth factor receptor binding; growth factor activity. The record is from RefSeq and is a predicted model, not a curated record. The transcript is spliced from 3 exons.
CAGAUAGGAGAGGGGCGAGGAAAAAUGCCCCUCGUCGCCUCUCAUUCUGACGCACACAUGCAAGCAAAACAUGCAUGCGCACAUGAUCUUCAAAGCUGACUGCCUUUCAUAGUCUCCCUAUUAGUUAAAGAGAUUACAUCUGGGGCCCUGAACCAAAUAAAUAAGGUGAGAGGAGUGUCAGAGCUCAGUCUGCUCCACCUCGGGAUCCUCUCAGCACUUCAGUGGUAAGCAGAAGGGAAACACUCUUAAUCAGAAGGACAUUGAGAGAGCUGGACACAGCAGGGAUUACAAUAUUUUUUUCUCCUACUGUGGAUUCCUCUCAUUUUAUCAAGAACAGAUUCGCUGCCCUGUUGCAUUUGGGUUGUUUUUGCCAUUCUUUUCCAGAACAUUUUCAUUGCUUCUUGCAGUCCUUGUUUUCUCCCAUCUGACAGAGGUUCUUCAGUGGAUUGUAUGUGGGAGAGCAGGAGGAGGUGAAGCGGUUUCCCACAGAGGUGGUUUGAGUUAUGGAUGUUGACACAUUCCUUCUGGACACGAGGGGAAAUGGAUCCAGCCUGAGCAGACCAAGCAGACGCGAUCACUACGGACGCUUCACGGGGCUUCACCUCCUUGCAUCACCCUUUCUCCCGUCCAGCUCUUCAGCAUGUACCUUUCUGUGAGGCUCUUCCCAGUUUUCCGAGCUCCAGGACAAUGUGCAAAUGGAAAGUGACUAAGGGUGCCUCAGCCUGGUUCCGUCUGUCCUGCCUUUCCCUGCCGCUGCUGCUUCUGUUCCUGUGUUCGGCUCUGCCUGUGGCUUGCCAUGACACCCACAGGGCCAUCCGUGCCCCGAGGGGCACCAACUCCUCAUCGUCUGCCGUGGUGGGGCGGCAUGUGCGCAGCUACAACCACCUCACGGGGGACGUGCGCAAGAGGAAACUCUUCUCCUACCAGAAGUUCUUUCUCAGGAUCGAUAAGAACGGAAAAGUCAAUGGCACCAAAAGCAAGGAUGAUCCGUACAGUACACUCGAAAUCAAGUCUGUGGAUGUGGGCAUCGUUGCCAUCAAGGGGAUUCAAAGCAAUUACUACCUUGCAAUUAACAAGAAAGGGGUGGUCUACGGGGCGAGGGAUUUCGGCAUUGACUGCAAGCUGAUAGAGCGAAUAGAGGAGAACAGGUACAACACCUAUGCCUCGGCAGAAUGGAUGAACAAGAAGAAGCACAUGUUCGUAGGCCUAAGCGCUAAUGGAAGGCCAAUGAGGGCCAAAAAGACCCGGAGAAAAAACACAGCCACACACUUUCUCCCCAUUCCUAUCGUGUAGCUACAACCCCACCAAAAGGGAACAUUUAACUGCACUGAGGAAAGACUUGGAUUUUUUUUUUGACAGUAUAAAUGGAACCAUUUGGAGAAAAAGGCACUAUGUAAAGGAACCACAAGAACUCAUUGUUACUGAGUCAAAUCGUUGUUUCAUAUUUUGUUUUUAAGUUAUUGGCACCAGGGAAAAAAUAUACUUUUUUAAUAAAGGAAAGGUUGGAC